Lodderomyces margitis is the source of this 1707-nucleotide messenger RNA. RefSeq lists its product as uncharacterized. Gene Ontology annotation, molecular function: GTPase activity; GTP binding. NCBI's taxonomy places the organism in Eukaryota, Fungi, Ascomycota, Pichiomycetes, Serinales, Debaryomycetaceae. Bases 1 to 1707 code for a protein of 568 amino acids. The record is from RefSeq and is a predicted model, not a curated record. The transcript has 2 exons.
AUGAGUAACCACCCACAACCAGCUACAUCAGUUAAGCUAGUAUUACUUGGAGAAGCAGCCGUAGGUAAGUCAUCCUUGGUAUUGCGAUUUGUUUCCAACGAUUUUCAAGAAAAUAAAGAACCAACCAUCGGCGCUGCCUUUUUAACGCAAAAAUGCACCAUUGGUGAUCGUACCAUCAAAUAUGAGAUUUGGGAUACUGCCGGACAAGAAAGAUUUGCAUCAUUAGCACCUAUGUACUACCGAAACGCGCAAGCUGCCAUCGUAGUGUAUGACAUAACCAAACCAGCUUCAUUUGUUAAAGCUAGGCACUGGGUUAAAGAGCUACAUGAACAAGCAAGUAAAGAUAUUACGAUUGCCCUUGUUGGUAAUAAGUAUGAUUUGGUUGAAGAUGAGCCCGAAGAUGGAGAUACAGAAGGGGAACAAGAGUUGUUGAGGAAGGUAAGCAAAGAAGAAGGACAAGCUUUGGCAGAUGAAGAGGGUUUACUAUUCUUUGAGACCAGUGCAAAGACGUCGUAUAAUGUUAAUGAAGUAUUUGUAGGAAUUGGAGAAAAGAUCCCUGACAACAGCAAGCAAGGUAGUAACGGCCCAGCCAAUAACGCAGAGCUUGCAUCUGGUGUGAAUGCUAGCUUUCAACCAGUCCACCUUUGCACCAUUGUUGCUAAACUCAAGCGUAGUAAUCCAAGAAAAAAAAAAAGAAACUUCUGUGGCGACUCGAGAGCCCAAAUGUUCGGUCGAAUCACUCGUUACAUAUUCACACCCAGCACUGUUGCCACAAGAACAAUGUCAACCCUUAGAGUUGCUUACAUCCCUGAACAUUUUUCAACUCCCUUAUUUUUCGCACAACAGCAAGGCUACUAUGCUAAGCACAGCUUGUCAAUUGAAUUUGUAAAAGUCCCGGAAGGCAGUGGUCGGUUAAUUAACCUUUUGAACAACAACGAAGUUGACGUGGCUAUUGGAUUGACGGAAGCAUUUGUUGCUGAUAUUGCCAAGGGUAAUGAUAAGAUCAAAUUAUUAGAUACCUAUGUCCGAUCCCCCUUGUUGUGGGCCGUGAGUACUGGAUCUAAUCGAAACGAGAUUACAAAAGUGCAAGACUUGCGCAGCUUUGGUAAGAUUGGUAUAUCACGUUUGGGAAGUGGAUCAUAUAUCAUGAGUUUCGUGUUGGCACACCAAAUGGGAUUCGACAAGUUUAAUGAAUUUGCCAUCUGUUCCAAUUUUAAGAAUUUACGUGACUCAGUAAACAAGAUACAACCACAAGGAGACUCGCCUGCUUACGAAAUAAGUGAUGCUUUUAUGUGGGAGUACUUCACCAGUAAGAAAUACUACGAUUCAGGAGAAAUCAAACAAAUUGGAGAGAUUUACACGCCUUGGCCGUCAUGGGUCAUCACCGCGUCAACCAAAGCAGUAGCUGCUAAACAACAAGAUAUUCACAAUUUCAUAUCAGCGGUAAAUCAAGGUACUGCAUACUUUAACCAGCACAUCGACGAAGCAGUUGAUUAUAUUGCAUCUAAUUUGGAUUACUCUGCUGAAGAUGCCAAGCAGUGGACAAAAACAGUCCAAUUUAAUGACAAAGUCGGUGAAGUUGCAUUGGAUUGGGAUAAAAUCGUGGUCAAGACUACUAAUGUGUUGAAAGAUGCAGGUGUUUUACAAGAUAGUGAUGAUGUUGUAAGCAAGAGAUUAGAUGAACAUGUAUACAAGACAAAUAUUUGA